CACAUAAACAUUCACAUGACAACACGAGCACCCUAUUCGUAGCAUUGAGUUGAAAUAAUGGCAUCCGUGCUUGUCUGUUCAUAUAAAAUGCAUUUAUAUAGUAAUCGAAAUGUUCUCUUGUAAGAUUUUACAUAACAAUCGUGUAUUUUCGAUUUUUAAAUGAAAACAGUCUUUGAAGUUUUUGCAGGAAUGGCAUGUAACGAUGACUGGCAGGUAGCAGGGCGUCGUAAAGGCGCUUCCCGAAGAAUAAAACACCUCAAAACGGACUCUCGGCAGGUCUCUGAGUGUCAGGUGGAUAAACAAAGGACAAUAAACGCAAUGAACGAGCUGAGAGGAGAAGACUUCUGGCUGCAAUGGCGAGAUGUCCUGUCUGAGCAUCUUCUUUCCAGUGCUUCAGUGUCCUCAAAGAAGAAUGAAGACGUGUAUCUUAAGCACUGUGUGUGUUACGGUUUGGGCAAUUUUGCCUCCUGCAUAUCUGCCCGAUACCAGCUUGCAAUGUUGUUACUGCUUUUGGAGACACUCCAGAUUCCAGCGGGAAGUUGUUGUGUCUAUGACCCUGCGUUUUCUGUGUCGGAGUGCAAUGCUCUCAGAGAGCUCGGCUUCAAUGUGUUAACUGAAAAUGAGGUAGAAAUUCAUACAUGUGCUGUGGUGAAAAGGAACUGGAAUUUCGUAAUUUCUUUCAAAUGGUCUCUGUACACUCACCAGGAGGGGAAGCGAGCGGUGUCUCAACCGACCCUGUUCUACCUGAUGCAUUGUGGGAAAGCUCUGUACAACAACCUGCUGUGGAAAAACUGGUCGCCUCAGACUUUGCCAAACAUUGUUAUUAUAGGCAACAGUUUUCAUGGCAUUCAAGAGAGGAUGUUACAGAGAGAAUUUGAAAGAGAUUACAGCUUCUUAUCAUAUGUGAUCCGUGUGUGUGAGGAGACGUCUCUGGCCUGCUCGCAACGCUUUCUGGAUGUGUUUAAUGACACAGCGCUCGUUCAGUUCCCUCCAGAGAAUCUGAACAGACUAGGAGACUGUACAUGGACUGAGACUUCAGAGCCGCUGUACCAACACUGCAAAGAUCUCGAGAUCAUCCUGAGAGAGAAACACUGCUGAGGAAAAUUACCAAACGUGAAACACGAUGGUGUUAAUGUUUCAUUACAUUUUAUAUUUUCUUUAUAAUCAGUUUGGGAAAAUAAUGUUAAUUUCACAUUUUUUUACAUGGAAAUAAAACAUUUGAAAAGAAA
Molecule: messenger RNA, 1229 nt
Organism: Triplophysa dalaica
Lineage: Eukaryota; Metazoa; Chordata; Actinopteri; Cypriniformes; Nemacheilidae
Gene: srrd
Product: SRR1 domain containing
Exons: 6
Coding region: 160-1098 (312 amino acids)
Biological process (GO): microtubule-based process
Cellular component (GO): nucleus; cytoplasm
Source: RefSeq, a predicted model, not a curated record